Messenger RNA from Rotaria sp. Silwood2, 516 nucleotides. The record is from the annotation of a GenBank genome assembly. Lineage: Eukaryota; Metazoa; Rotifera; Eurotatoria; Philodinida; Philodinidae.
AUGACCGAUGUUUCUAUAGUCCUUAAUAUAUCUUCAUCACUAUUACAUGACCCUGUUGUUAAUCGAACACGAAAAAUUCUUCUUAUUUUAAUUGGCAUAUUACUUGUUCUUGGUUUGAUAUAUUUUAUAUUUAUUCUUCAUUCAUAUGCAGCUAAAAACUCACUUCAAAGUCAACUUCCCAAUAAUAGUGCUCAAUUAGUAUCGAUUCUUAUUUAUAUUGUUUAUUAUAGUUUUGGAUUAUUAGUAACAUAUCGUUAUUAUCAAACAGGUUUACUUGUCUUUGCUUGGCUUGGUUCUGUAUCCCUUCUUUUAAUACUAGCUAUUGCUAUGGUUAUUCUAAUUGGAAUUAUUGUUGCAACAUCACGUUUAGGUUUUGUUAAAGGAAUAAUUGUUGCUAUAAUUUUUAUUAUUAUCUUUCUAACAGCUUUAUUACUUCAAAUUUUUACUGUUCGAUAUGCUUUCGUAUUAUCGAAAUUAUUGAAAAAUACAAAACGUUUAACAACUGAACAGAUCUGA